AUGACUGAACAAGAGACAAUAACAUACAUCAGGGGGUAUAUCAUCGAAAAGAAUAAGGCUGCAAAAGCACAAAUUGUGCCAAAACGCAUUAGAGGUACCAGAAGCAAAUUCCAAGAAAAACUUAUCAAAUUCAUGGAAAAAGAACAUGUUUUUGGAAAAGCACCAAUGUUAUCAGAAACACAAUUUAGAGGCACCUAG
Molecule: messenger RNA, 198 nt
Organism: Clunio marinus
Lineage: Eukaryota; Metazoa; Arthropoda; Insecta; Diptera; Chironomidae
Source: the annotation of a GenBank genome assembly